Messenger RNA from Xyrauchen texanus (razorback sucker), 1661 nucleotides. RefSeq names its product Y-box-binding protein 2-A-like. The transcript has 9 exons. Gene Ontology annotation, biological process: regulation of gene expression. Gene Ontology annotation, cellular component: nucleus. Bases 54 to 950 code for a protein of 298 amino acids. Gene Ontology annotation, molecular function: nucleic acid binding. The record is from RefSeq and is a predicted model, not a curated record. NCBI's taxonomy places the organism in Eukaryota, Metazoa, Chordata, Actinopteri, Cypriniformes, Catostomidae.
UCAAGCAAAAGUUUGGCUAUUCGGAGGGAGGGGGUCAAAUCCAAAAAGAGAAGAUGAGCGACACAGAGGCGCAGAGCGCAGCACCGUUUGAGCAACCUCAACCCGAGAGAAAAGUCAUCGCGACAGGGGUGCAAGGAACUGUGAAAUGGUUCAAUGUACGCAACGGAUAUGGCUUCAUCAAUAGAAAUGACACCAAAGAAGAUGUGUUUGUUCAUCAGACUGCAAUAAAAAAGAAUAACCCAAGAAAGUUCCUCAGAAGUGUGGGGGACGGCGAGGUUGUGGAGUUUGACGUUGUGGAAGCAGCUAAAGGCUCCGAGGCAGCCAAUGUGUCCGGUCCGGGUGGAGUACCUGUCAAAGGUAGCAGAUAUGCCCCCAAUAAACGCAGAUUCCGUAGGCGCUUUAAUCUCCAGAAUGAACGCCCGGAUCAGGAAGAGGCAAAAGCUGGUCCUGAAUUUGAUGGAGAGGGCAGCGAAGAGAAGGGAGCCCCUCCACCACGCCCUCUGCGUCAGCGUCCACGCAGAAGACCUGCAGCGCCACAAGGCGAGGUAGAAGCAAGAGACAAGAACGAGGCAGUAAAUGGUGCCCAGCAGAGGCCGCCACCACGCAGGUUCAGACCUCAAUAUCGAAGGCCAUUCCGUCCUCGUCCGCCUACUGGAGAGGCUCAACAGACAGUUACCCCUGCUGAAGAUCAAGAGUCACCCCCUAAAGAGGGUCAGAACAAUGGUGAGCAGGCUGAAGGUCAGCUGAGGAAACCCCGAAGACAAUUCAGUCGUCGCAGACAGAGGAAAUCUGAAUCCGGUGCAUCUAAAGAUGGAGACGAACCUGAAAAAGUGGAGUCCCAGGCUCAGACCUCUAAACCGUCUAAUGUCAAAUCUUCUGAAACUUCCCCAAAACAGUCCCCUAAAAAAUCUGAGACGCCUGACCCCAUAGCUGCCAAGUCCGCAGAAUGAUUUCUGUGACCUGGAAGGAAUCAUGUGACCCUGGCAAGAGGUGGGACUUCCUGAGCUAAACUGGUACCGUGUUGUGAAGGUGGUAUAGAGUUUUGGCCAUCAAACUACAACCGCUGCUAAAAUGCAUCACAUGUUGUCAGCUGACCCUGAGCCAAAUUAAGCAGCAGCCACUCUGUAUUUGGAAAAUCUUCGACCAACUCUGGUUUUAAGUUUUGUUAAAGUGAAAUUCUAGAAAGCUUUUUUUUUUUUUUAAAUGGCAUCCCAAGUAUUCGUUCAAUUCAGUUUCCAUGUGAUCAAACAGGAAUGCCAAACAGGUGCGGAAAUAAUGCACAAGUAAGUGCUGAUUUCAGUGUGUUCUUGGAUCGUACUGUUUUAGAUGUAAAUUUGGCUAAAUUAUGCCAUAAUGAGUUUGGAAAAACUGGCCAAGUUUUUCUGCUGAAUGUUUUUAUGUAACUGUUGAAUUCUUGUCCUCUCUCACUAUCUUACCUUUUCUAUUGAUCUUACUUUUCGGUCUCUUCCUUUCACACUUUUUCUGUUGCUUUAUUGCUGCAUAGGUUCCUGGGUAGGUUAGUUUGGGUGGUAGGACCUUGCCGGUCUCAUCAAACAUUCAACAAAUGUGCACACAACUUGCCCCUGGCCUCUACAUCCUGUCCCUCCCCCAACCUGAUCCAUCCCUUAUGGUCUGGACCCUUCGUCUUUCAGAGUGAGAGA